Messenger RNA from Sander lucioperca (pikeperch), 3044 nucleotides. It is a transcript of the gene creb3l2, whose product is annotated as cAMP responsive element binding protein 3-like 2. Gene Ontology annotation, molecular function: DNA-binding transcription factor activity, RNA polymerase II-specific; cAMP response element binding. Lineage: Eukaryota; Metazoa; Chordata; Actinopteri; Perciformes; Percidae. Gene Ontology annotation, biological process: regulation of transcription by RNA polymerase II. The transcript has 12 exons. Bases 525 to 2186 code for a protein of 553 amino acids. The record is from RefSeq and is a predicted model, not a curated record.
CAUUUAUACUCUACAAUUAAAUCUCAAAUGUAUUAUAUUGCAUUUAUAUUAUCAGUCGUUCUCGCUUGUAUUGUUUUCUUGAAUUUCUUGAUUUUAUUUCCCUAUUUUCUCAGUUUCUCUGUGACUCCGCCCAUGCAUUCCUGUGUGUCUGGGCUGUGAGGAGGAGGAAAGAAAAGCGAAGAGAGGCUGCAGAAAGCUGCCUGUGGACGCUGAACCAGCGAGGAGAUGAUUAACAACAACAACAACAACACUCAUCCUCAAUCUGACUGCUACAGCUUUCUGACAUAACAAACAUCUAUCCCGAAAGUCUAAACCAACUGGACGCGUUUCUAUUUCUUUUUCUUUUUUUUCUUUUACAAGUUCUUGGGAACUUUUUUUUUUUUCCGGAGUUGGAGCUGUGGAGUUUGGUUUCCAGUCCGACUGCAUUGUAACAAAAACCCCGCCGCUGUUUUCGCUGCUUUUUCUGCCGCAAAAUCAACAACAAACCAGCCAGAAGAGCUGAGAGAAUCUGUGAGGAGGAAACCAUGGAGAUCCUCGACAGUAGUGAACCGUUUUUACACUGGGACAGGAACCUCAGCGAGCUGUCUGAGGCUGGAGAGAUGGACUGCGUGCUGUACACCAAUCACUUCUCCGAGCUCCUCGACGAUCUGUCCCAGGAUGCUUUGCUGGGCCAGCUGCUCAGCGACCCCUUCCUGUCCGGGGUGAGAGGCGGAGUGGAGGCCAUGGAGGGGGAGGACGGAAGCGACCUGUCCCCAUCUUCCCCUCUCCCCCCACACAUCACGGCCGAGCACAGCUACUCGCUCUGCGGGGACAGCCGCCCACAGUCGCCCCUGUCGCACCUGACCGGAGAGCAAGGCAGCGACGCCGCAGAGUCUGAUGGGGACUCAGCUGAUUGGCCCAUGGAGCAGGAGGACGCCAUUGACAGCAUCCUGUGUGAGACUCCUUCCCUCCUCCCCAACCUCUCUCUCUCUCUGGCCUCCAGCGCAGGACCCCAGGCUCCUGAGGGCCCCGCUGUGGCCCCCGACGCUGCCGCCAGCCCAGCUCAGACCACAGUCAGCAGCCACAACCAAAGCAAAGGCCUCAAGAUCAAAGAGGAGAACAUCAUCCCCCAGAUUAAACUGGAGCCUCAUGAAGUGGACCAGUUUCUCAAUCUUUCACCCAAAGGUCUGGAGUCACUGCAGAUGCCUCCCACUCCUCCCAGUUCCCUCAGCAGUGACUCUGAGGGCAGUCAGAGCCCCGUCCACGCCCCACCCGGCCUGUCCUGCCCCACCUCCCCCACCAGCCCUCCUCCAUCCCAGGCCGGUCUGAAGGUGUCGCCUCGCGCGGCUUCCUCGCUGUCCAACUCCCCUCUGCUCACCGCUGCUCAUAAGCUGCAGGGGUCGGGCCCAUUGAUGCUGACGGAGGAGGAGCGUCGUACGCUGGUGGCUGAAGGUUACCCAGUCCCCACCAAACUGCCGCUCACCAAAUCUGAGGAGAAGGCGCUGAAAAAGAUCCGCAGGAAGAUCAAAAAUAAGAUUUCGGCUCAGGAGAGUCGCAGGAAGAAGAAAGAGUACAUGGACGCUCUGGAGAAGAAGGUGGAGACCUGCUCCAACGAAAACAACGAGCUGCGCAGGAAAGUGGAAACUCUGGAGUGUACCAACAAGUCUCUGCUACAGCAGCUGCAGUCUCUGCAGGCGGUGGUGGCCGGCAAAGUCCCCAAGUCCUGCAGGAUGGCAGGCACCCAGACAUCAUCAUGCCUAAUGGUGGUCGUGUUGUGUUUUGCUCUGUUUUUGGGGAGUUUCUACCCCAGCAGUUUGACUCCGUGCUCCACCAUCACUGAAACUGGCCUCACUUCUAAACAGCUGGCUGUCAAAGAGUCCUACACAACCACAGUGAAGUCGAGGAAUCUGUUAUCAACGUUCGAAGACGAGCAGCCACACCUCCUCGGUUUAGGCGGGGAAUAUCCCGCCCAAUGGGAGGACACGUCGGCCGUCGUCAUGGCAGUGUGGCGUCGCUCAGAGCAACAGAAAGUGGCGGUGGUGGAGCCCAACAUGGUGGAAACACACCCACCCUUCAGAAAUAAAAGCAAUGAGACGCAGACAUCAAAAAACCUGCUGCUGGACCUGCAAAGGUCUCUGGAGCAGAGGACGAAGGAGAGCAGCAGUAAAGUGAUAGAGCUGGAGCGAUCGGUCAACGAGACCUCCUGAGGUUCAAGUCAACACCCACCCUAAACGCCCCUCCACCCCGGGACCCCGCCUCCCUUAAACCCCAUGAUGACCUUUGACCUCCCCCCCUGUAGAGCAUGGUUCAGUGUCCUGGAGCAAACCUCAUACAGUAGUUCCCACUACUGAUUGUUCCAUCUCUGCUUAAUCAGAUACACUGUAAUAGUAGUAAUAAUAAUAAUAAUAAUUUCAAAGAGGCACUGGUUGCCUUAGUUUCUUAAGUAAAGUUGCACUGAAUUAUUCUUACUUAUAUGAGUCAACUUAUCAGUUGUAUCUGUUGUCUUAAUUGACCCGGCUUGAAUCACGUUGAGAUAAAUUCAAAUAGAUUUAUUUAAUGAUGCAGCGUGGCAUUUAUUCCAGUGGAAAGUUUAUUAAAAUAUGACACGUGAGGCUUUUUACAGGACACUGAAAGAGAACCUUUGUAUUUAUAGAAACCUUGUUUGUUUUGUUAAAGUUAUUGCUUUUUGUAGUUCUUUUAAUGUUUUUAUUCCAUUCCAGUAAUGCAUACAUCCCAUUUUGAUACUUGUUUGUGUUCAUGUUGUAUUUUUUUUUUUUUUUUUGCUAUUUUAUUGUACUCUUUUAUAUAUUUUUAUCAUUAUAUUGUUAUAUAUUUUCUUCAGCUGACUUGACAUUUCAAAUAUAGAGGGCUUAACUUGGGGGUUCCUGCACUCAUUUGAAAAAAAGUUUCAAAAUCUUUGUUUGUUGAUGUAAAAAGUUCAACAUCAUAUUUGGGAUGUUUAUAGGUGUGCUGAUCAAUCUGCAGCUCAAAUCUGCUAUUUUCUCACAAUUAAUACCGACUGUAGUUUUAAAAUCCAGUUAGAUAAAAACCAAAAGAGAGCACCU